This is a messenger RNA of Lytechinus pictus (painted urchin), 3204 nucleotides long. Its product is annotated as aryl hydrocarbon receptor nuclear translocator homolog. The coding region runs from base 45 to 2228 and encodes 727 amino acids. Gene Ontology annotation, cellular component: transcription regulator complex; aryl hydrocarbon receptor complex; nucleus. The transcript has 14 exons. Gene Ontology annotation, molecular function: RNA polymerase II cis-regulatory region sequence-specific DNA binding; protein dimerization activity; DNA-binding transcription factor activity, RNA polymerase II-specific. Lineage: Eukaryota; Metazoa; Echinodermata; Echinoidea; Temnopleuroida; Toxopneustidae. The record is from RefSeq and is a predicted model, not a curated record. Gene Ontology annotation, biological process: regulation of transcription by RNA polymerase II.
AUGAUGGAGAAGAUGAUGAUUCUACAUCAGCCAAGCUAUCAAGGAUGGAAGAUGACAAGCCUGACAAGGAACGAUUUGCUCGAGAGAAUCAUAGUGAGAUUGAAAGAAGGAGAAGGAAUAAGAUGACGGCUUACAUCACUGAGCUGUCUGACAUGGUACCAUCGUGUAGCGCCCUUGCUCGUAAACCAGAUAAACUUACAAUUCUACGUAUGGCUGUUUCACACAUGAAGUCUCUUAGAGGCACAGGGAAUACAAGCACAGAGGGAACAUAUAAACCAUCAUUUUUAACAGAUCAAGAACUAAAGCAUCUUAUUCUAGAGGCUGCUGAUGGAUUCCUCUUUGUAACCUCAUGUGAGAGUGGAAGGAUUAUUUACGUCUCUGAUUCCGUUACUCCAGUCCUCAACCAACCUCAGAAUGAUUGGAUAGGUGGGUCUAUCUAUGAUCUUGUUCAUACUGAUGAUGCUGACAAAGUUCGUGAGCAGCUAUCAACCUCCGAACCACAUAACAGUGGGCGUAUCUUAGACCUCAAGACGGGGACAGUGAAGAAAGAAGGUCAUCAAUCUUCAAUGAGGUUCUGCAUGGGAUCACGGCGUGGGUUCAUCUGUCGUAUGAAGUAUGGUAAUGCCCAGGUAGAUCCUAUGACCAUGAGCCGCUUCUGCCAUCUGAGGAAUAGAAGUAGUCUAGGAUCACCCAAAGAUACAGAACAGUAUGCUGUGGUCCACUGUACUGGUUACAUCAAGAAUUGGCCACCAUCGGCAGGUAUGGUGCCAGUGAUGGAACAACAAGAAGGAGAAGGUGAGGCACAGAGUACCAAUCACUACUGUCUUGUAGCGAUUGGUCGUCUUCAAGUGACUAGUACACCUAACUGUGCUGACCUUGGUGGAGCAGGUACUCCUAAUGAAUUCAUCUCAAGACAUAGUAUAGAUGGAAAGUUCACCUUUGUGGAUCAGAGAGUUACUGGAGUACUUGGUUAUCAACCACAAGAGCUUCUUGGUAAAUCUAGUUUUGAGUUCUACCACCAUGAAGAUCAAAGUCAUCUCAAAGACAGUUUUGAACAAGCUGUAAAGUUGAAAGGUCAGAUGUUAUCUCUGAUGUAUCGAUUCCAGUCUAAGAGUCGUGACUGGGUCUGGCUUCGUACUAGCUGUUUCAGUUUUCAGAAUCCAUACACUGAUGAGGUGGAGUACAUUGUGUGCACCAAUACAGCUAUCAAAAAUAUCCAACAACCCCAUGCUGGUCAAGAGAUGGAUGGGGCAGUGAGCACUAAACUGAAGGCACCUGGUGAACCCGUAGCAACCAUGACAGCAUAUGAUGCUUACCCAACCACUGCAACCGCUCCAACAGAUACCUUGACAGACCGUCUACCUGACAAGGCUAGUACUAGCACCAAAGCUGAUACAUCUAUGACAGGUAUGCGGAUGAACCAGGAACCUUCUGCUGCUGGAGGAAUGUUUGCAGGGGGUGGAGGACUCCUUACCGCCCAACAAGCUCCUCAGCAGAAUAUCAUGGGCAGUGAUAAGGCAGGGCGAAGUAGCCAUGUGGCAGGAACAUCUGGAUUCUCCUCUGGCUAUCACCAGAGAGGUCCACAGCUGUAUGGUCGUACUGGAGCAGGGGAAGAGAGUAGUAAUACUAAGAGUUCACUAGGAGGAGCUAGUAGCAGUGGAGUAAUGGAAGACUCUGCAAAGGGUUAUGGCUCAGGACAGACAAGCUGGUCAGCAUCACAAUAUUCCUCUCAGAUCAAAAAUACCCAGAGUGCUUUGCCAGUGAGCAGUCAGUCCGGGGUACCCUUUACAACCAGGGCUAGCGGAGCAAUGACAUCAUCACCGACACCUUCAUACACCCAGCUACAGUCUGGAGGAGGUCGGGGCUAUGGAUACCAACAAGAUAAAACAUUGCAAGGUUCCCAAGCUGGUCAGAUGGCUUACAGUGGACGUAGUGACGACUCCUCAAUGGGACGGAGAGACCAUGGCAUGUGGCAGCAACAACAACAGCAACAGCAGCCACAACAACAACAACAACCACAGCAGCAACAGUGGCAACAAGCAACCAGCAGUGCCCCUCCUACAGCUGAGAACCCCAGCGGAGGUGGGCAAGCUCCGCCGGUCCAGGAAGAGUUUACAGCAGACAUCUAUCGGAUGCUUGAGAGUCAACCUACUACCACUGGCUAUCCUGUCAAUCAGCAGGUGGAAGAAUUCCAAGAUAUCUCUAUGUUUCCUGCCUUCUCAGAGUAGAUCUUAAAACAGUAGAUUCAUUUCAUCCAGGUUAGAUGAGAACUUGCAUAUGUACAUCUAACCACCCUUAUAUUUUGGGCCUUCCUGAAGGCUUUUCUCUCUAUUUUUUAGUACAUAUGAAAGGUUGUAACUUUCUUAAAUUAUCAUGGCUUAGUUCAGAAAUGUACACUAGUCCAGCCCCAAUUCAUCUCCAUUUAGGAAUGGAGAUAAAUUGGGGCUGGACUAGCGUAUAUAAUGGUUGAUUAUUGGGGGAUUGCCCUUGUUGAAAGUCGACACUUUCAGAAGGGAUCCUUUGCCCAAAAGGGUCUGGAGAAGGAUGGUACUAAGCAUUAUAAUACAUAGUUCUUGUAAAGCAAAUAUUACAUUGUAAUAUAACUUCCCUAUAUGGUCCACAUAGCUUUAACCUCACAGCCUUUUGGAGUGUGCAAGCAUUUCAGGAAAUCAAUUCCUGCUAGGUACCCAUUUAAUAAUAAUAAUAAUGCAGUUCUUAUAUAGCGCAUUUCAGAUCUGAAAGGACUCUCAAUGCACUUUACAGAAAUUAAAAUUAUACAAUAUAAGGAAUUACUUAGAAUAACACUUAAACAACAUCAACAUUUACCUGGGCUUAGUGCAGCACAAUGUGGAUCAAUUUCUUGCUGAAGGAUAUUAUGCCAUGGCUGGGAUUCAAAUCCAUGACUUUCUGGUGAUAUUCUGAGAUCCAUUUUAUCUUAGAGGAAAUCAAAUAUUAUAUCUCUGUUAAAUCAGUGAGAUGAAAUACCCUUGAAAUCUCUCCGAAUUGGUGUUCUGAGAACAAUUUUAUCUCUGUUUUUGAAGCAAUAUCCAAUGAGAAACGCUGUUUUAUAGCACUCUCAUCUCAUUCAAUCAAUGAAAAUCCAUUCUGCCAGGAGGUGUGGCAAAGGAGCAAGAUCGCGUCAAUUUAUUGGUUUCAAAUGCGCUUGCACUAUACGCUAGUGAGUCUUUAUAGAGAUUUCUUUUU